GUGUGGGGGGGGAGAAGAAGAAGGGGAGAAGGGGAAAACCCGCCGAUAUAAUCGAAAGAUGAGUCUGGUUGGAGGAUUCCCCCAUCACCCAGUGGUACACGAGGGUUACCCGUUCGCGGCGGCGGCCGCGGCGGCCGCGAGUCGCUGUCAUGAGGAGAGCCCCUACUUCCACGGAUGGCUCAUCAGCCACGCCGAGAUGUCGCCCCCCGACUACAGCAUGGCACCGUCCUACAGCCCCGAGUACGUGAACGGCGCCGCCGGGCUCGACCACUCCGCCUACGGGGGGGUGUCGGCGGCGGCGGCGGUGGCGGCGGUGGCGUCCGGGGUCCGUCCGCCCAAGCGCAGGGGCACCGCCAACCGCAAGGAGAGGCGCAGGACUCAGAGCAUCAACAGCGCCUUUGCGGAGCUGCGCGAGUGCAUCCCCAACGUGCCCGCCGACACCAAGCUGUCCAAGAUCAAGACCCUGCGCCUGGCCACAAGCUACAUCGCCUACCUCAUGGACCUGCUGGCCAAGGAUGACCAGAACGGAGAGACCGAGGCCUUCAAGGCGGAGAUCAAGAAGGUGGAUGUCAAGGAGGAGAAGAGGAAGCGGGAGCUGAAUGAAGUUUUGAAGAAUACAGUUAGUAGCAACGAUAAGAAAACAAAAGGAAGGACUGGAUGGCCUCAACACGUCUGGGCUUUGGAACUGAAACAGUGAAAGCUUGAACCUGAACUCAGGGGGGAAGAGACGUCCAGACUUGUAAAAAAUAUUCAUCGUAAACUUUCGCACGUCGACAGAAGCUAUAUGUUCAGAAUCAACUUUAUUUAUGUGCAAUUUCUCACCCCAGAGAGCGGAUUGUUGGAAGAAAAGGCAUUCCGUAUUUUUGAAGAAAAGGCCAAGUUGGUAAGGGGUCGUAUUGUUUCACAGUAGAUGUGAAUGUUUUUUAAGUGUUAAAUGUUUUAUAGCACACACACAAAAAAAAAGACUUCUUGGUAAAGAAUUAUGUAUUUUGUGAAAUGUAUCUUGGACUUCAUUUGGGAUAUAAAUAUUGAAGUUUUUUAAUGUUGUAUUGAAACAAAAAAGUAGGUGUACCAAAGUGCAAAUAGGCAAUGUUAGUGUGCAAGUAUAUAGUGUUGUAUUGUGGUCAUUCAGUAUUUCGUUCAAUAUUUUCAAAAGUUGUUUUUGGCUUGUGCACUUCCGUCCAAAAAAGUGGAGAUAAAGUAUUGGAGAUGUAAACGUUGUAAUUAUGUCAAUAAAAAAACACUUUUUUUUUACAAAAA
Molecule: messenger RNA, 1260 nt
Organism: Callorhinchus milii (elephant shark)
Lineage: Eukaryota; Metazoa; Chordata; Chondrichthyes; Chimaeriformes; Callorhinchidae
Gene: hand2
Product: heart and neural crest derivatives expressed 2
Exons: 2
Coding region: 59-697 (212 amino acids)
Biological process (GO): regulation of transcription by RNA polymerase II; heart development
Molecular function (GO): RNA polymerase II transcription regulatory region sequence-specific DNA binding; DNA-binding transcription factor activity, RNA polymerase II-specific; protein dimerization activity
Source: RefSeq, a predicted model, not a curated record